This is a messenger RNA of Papilio polytes (common Mormon), 3042 nucleotides long. RefSeq lists its product as uncharacterized. The record is from RefSeq and is a predicted model, not a curated record. Lineage: Eukaryota; Metazoa; Arthropoda; Insecta; Lepidoptera; Papilionidae. Bases 245 to 1441 code for a protein of 398 amino acids. The transcript has 3 exons.
UCGAUGUUGUGACGCAUGCGCGUCUUCGACCCUUCGGAGCCGGAUAGUGGAGCCGGCGCUGCACAAAGCGAGCACCCGCCGCCGCCGGCACGCACUGACCCGGCCCAACAUACAUGUACCGCGACCACCGAACACAUUUGCGACGCACUGCCAUCGCCUUCCACUUAAAACGAGCAUGUGAUAAAUCUAAACGCUAAAACGUAGCGUCUCGUAGUGUUUGUUUUGUAGCUAUCACAAAGUUAUCAUGUACAAGACAGUGAGACAUGGUGAGAACAGUCUGCAGUAUACUAUCCUGCCGCAGACGGAAGAGGUGUUGAGCAACAGCGGCCUCAAGGGCAAGGGGCGCGACUACAGCCCCUCCAUCCAUGUCCGUCGCUCGCGGAGGAGGUCUACAUUGAAAUAUGUUUUACUGGUAGUUUUCGGAAUUGUUGUCGCACUGGCUCUGGCGUCUGUUCCGCUCUAUAUCAUGAAUGCAGCUCUGUACGCACGAAGAAAUUUGCAAGAUCAUCACGAUAUUGGCACGUCUGCUCCUCUGGCUCCCACCGGCCGGGAAAUAGUCAAAUCGAGAAAGAAGGAACUCCAGUUUUUGCCUGAAUUCAUAACUACGGCAAACACCAAACUUGACACCACCACGCCAAUUUUUGUAUCGUCUCCUACUGUUCUCACGACAGUUAUCCGUGAUCGUGCGACUACUCCGCCGUGGACGAUGCCCGCAUUGAGGUCUUGGAAGGGAUUAACUCCCGCAACGACGCUGCGGCCAGCACCCACAGAAAAUAUAGAACAAAUUCCCUUAAUCGGCACUCCGUCGGGCAGCGUCCGCUUGUUGGAUAACUAUAUGUCUGUGAAACCCUGGGAGAAGGACAUAAUUAUAAGACCAACAGUUACCCCGGAACCGAUGACCGUUCGAAACAUAUUUAAGUAUUACUCCCAACCUAUUGUUACGUCGGAUAAAUCGAUUACGACUAAUAUGAAAGUGGAUGAUGUGUUAAUCACGACCAGGGCGACUUCUACACCAUCUCCACUAAUAACGGAGUCAACAACGACGUUGCCGUUACUUGAAGACGAGCAAUCUUUGGAAAUCGAUGACGUGUUCUCGCUGUCUACAUUGAAGGGAGACCCGGGAUUGUCCGAACCCGUCGUUGACUCUGAUGAAGUGAUAAUAGCUAAAGCGACACGUGGCUUGUACGGAGCUAGGUGGCCAUUCGUCGAUCCUUCGUCUUAUUUCCAAUGGACGGGUUAUACUUUGACGGACAAUCUGUUGCUCCCUCUGCUUGUAUCUACUCUGUCGUCUGUUAUCCUCGUGUUGCUACUGGCUGUGGCGGUACGUCGCCGCAAGAGGACGACUACAGCUUCCGCACAGAUUGGGAAGUUAACUGCUGAUCUUCAAGAUGAUGUUACUAACCUUCUGCAGGCUGAAAAUCCAGAAGACGCCGAGGAAUAAACUACCUAAACCAAUUCGCUUGUUCAUGUAGCUUCCAAAGUACAAGUAAAGUUAUGCCUUAUGUACAAUUGAAACAAAGCUCAUAAUCCCUGUUGUACAUUAGGCAUCAGAGCACCGUAUAAUUUAUCAGCUAAUUCUGUAGUGUUGAAAUCACAAAAGACAGUCAUAUCCGCAUAGUCUUCUAUAUACUGAGGUUUCAGUGCCUAUUGUGUGUAAAUAUACGGUUUGUAGGACCUCCGUCGCUAAGGUCCAAGAAAUGGUUUGCAUAUUCAGAGAUACGAUAUAAUAUUGUGUAGGUAAGUAUAUUUUGUAAUCGCAUUAGAUAUUGAAAUGUAAUUUAGAUAUGUAAUGUGUCAAAUGCCAAAGUUGCUAAAAUUAUUUUUGUUACAAAUUGUAAUCUACAUUCGUAAUUUUUAAUAACGUUUGGCUGACAUUGCUGGGUAGAUGUAAACAGUGAAAUAGACUUCAUUCCAUUUUCAAAUUCCAUCAUUAAUAUAGCGUGAUCAUGAGCUUGCUAGACAGUUUUUAUUGUCGCUAAUUUUAUUUUCUAUGUAUAAAUAUUAAAUACCUGUUAGACAUAAAUAGCAGAUGUGCUAUGUAUAUCAUAUCUCUGAAAUCUCGAAUAUACGACUCGACAGUAUUAACUAAACCCUGUGGUAUAUAUUUAAUUCUACAUAGACGUACAUAUAUGUGUAGUUACGGUAGGCUAAGUUUAAUAUCGAUCUUGAUGUUACUCUAUGUCGCAUCCUAUUUGUGCAUUUCUAAUUAUUCAUGUAUCUAUGGCACGUUUUAUACGCUGCGACGGAUUCAAAGAUGGCGUCGCAAAGCGCGGGAAAAUACAGCCCUCGUUAAACAAAAGGUCUUCGUAGCAAUCACGCGAUUGCUUUACUUUUACCGCAAGCGAUUUACUAGUUUCCUACAUUGACAAUAGGUUUGCAUUUGAAGUUUUUCUCGAAUGUUCAUCGCAUAAUGUUCCUUAAAAUUUCAAUCUAAAGAGAUGCAGUCGUUUGCUUCAUCUGUAUUUAUUCUUUCCAUAUUAUAGAAAUAAGACUGAUAUGUUGCAUUUUACUAUAGUGCGUUUACUAAGUUUAUAAAAAGGAGUGCUAAAACAAAGAGAAAAAUUGUGGGAGGAGCAUUAGACAAAUGUGAUAAAUGUAUUAGGUGAUUCAAAUUUUUUUUAUUUCAUUUAAUUACAACAAGAAAGUAUCUUUACAUAUUAUUUCCGUUUCCGUACAAUUUCAUAUCAAAGAGUACGCAGUUUAAAUAUACACAGAUUAAAAAUGUAAGAUGUGAUGUCAAAAAAUAUUUCAGAAACAUGUGAUUUGAAAUUGUUUGCGCGCUUCUGAAGUUAUGAAAAAAAAGGUGUUUAUAUUUCAUAGUUACCCGAGUAAUAUUUUUAUUAGGUAUUCAAAGGUCUUCUUGUCUGGUUUUAUAUAUGGAAGUGUUGAAUAUAUUUUACAGUGUACGUAUAUAACCAACGUAUCGCACGUAUUGAUAGUAUUUAGGUACCGGUUUAGCUUGUGACGAGUUUCAUGUUAAGGCAGAGUGGUUAUUUUUUACGCUGGACAUCCACCAUGUAUAUAUGCAAAGAAAUAAAUUAU